Molecule: messenger RNA, 1802 nt
Organism: Ananas comosus (pineapple)
Lineage: Eukaryota; Viridiplantae; Streptophyta; Magnoliopsida; Poales; Bromeliaceae
Exons: 4
Coding region: 155-1660 (501 amino acids)
Molecular function (GO): glycosyltransferase activity
Source: RefSeq, a predicted model, not a curated record
UUUCCUCUUCCAAAGUUAUUAUAAGAAACAACAUGCUAAGUAUUUGUGUAAAGCUUCUUCUGCUAUAGUCGUCGCGAAGAUCGAGUUUGAAAGGGUGGUGCAUGGUGAGAUCGAUCGAGAAGAUACGUAUCGAGAAAGUUAGGGUUUGGGGGUGAUGAAGAGCUUGGCUCGAAGCUUGUCGAAGAGCCAUGUCGGUGCGGGGUUGCUCGCGGGGUUCUUCUUGGUCUUGCUCACCUACUUCACCAUGUCGGAGCAGUUCGCGAUCCGCGCUCCGAAUCUUUUUUCGCAACCAUCGACGGAACAUGAAGUUAUAUCAACUCCAUCUGCACAGGAUGUAGAGCAAGGAUCAAAAGAUACGGUAGAAGAAAUCGACGCGGGCCGUAACGAGCAGGAGCCAAAAUCAGAUAAAUUCAAAAAGGAAGAAGAGAUCAAAGAAGAGGAAAAAACAUCAAAAUCUUCAAAGAAUACUCAACAACUAGGUGGAGGCAACGACAAAUCCAACCAAUCGGUAGAGCUGAAGCCGAUAUGUGACACGUCGAAUCCACGAUGCGACGUUUGCGACGUGACAGGCGACGCUCGAAUCCUCGGGAGCCACUCGACGGUCUUAUACGUCCCUCCCCCCGAAAUCACCAAUCCUGAACCUCAAGAGUGGAAGAUCCGAGUACAAUCUCGCAAGUACCUUCCGUGGAUCAAAUUCGUGACAAUAAAAUCAUUACGCGGCCCGUUCGAAGCCCCUCCUUGUACGGUCCGGCACGAUGUCCCUGCAGUCGUCUUCGCGCUCGGUGGCCUUAUAGGGAACGUGUGGCACGACUUCAGUGAUGUGAUCGUGCCCCUCUACCUCACUUCUCGUCGGUUCAACGGCGAGGUUCAAUUCCUUAUAACCGAUCUCAGACCUUGGUGGGUCGAAAAGUAUAGUGUGAUACUCAAGAAGCUCUCGAGGUACGAAAUUAUCGAUUUUGAUAGCGAUAAGGAGUUCCGUUGUUACCCACGUGCUCUCGUCGGCCUUCGGAGCCAUCGUGAUUUCGGGAUCUUACCCGAUUUACCUCCAGAAGGAUACACAAUGCUGGACUUCCGGUUGUUCAUUCGAGAAGCUUACUCGCUUCCAAAAGAUGUACCGAUAAGUUAUCGAGAUAAGCCGGAAAAAAAGCCACGACUGAUGCUCAUAAAUAGGGGGAAAACUAGGAGAUUAUUGAAUGUGGAGGAAGUAGCGAAAUCGGCCGAGGAGUUAGGGUUUGAGGUCAUGGUCAUCGAGCCAAAGAGGGACCUAAACGUGACGGAAUUCGCAAAAGCGGUGGACUCGUGCGACGCGCUGAUGGGGGUGCACGGUGCGGGGCUUACGAACAUCGUUUUUCUCAGAACGAACGCCACCCUGAUCCAAGUGGUGCCCUACGGCAAAUUGGAGUCCAUGGCCGAGGGAUUCUACAGUUGGCCCGCAAGGGAAAUGAAAUUGAGAGAUGUCGAGUACUCGAUUGGCGCUGAGGAGACCACAUUGUUGGAGAAAUUUGGGAGAGAUCACCCUGUGAUCAAGGAUCCGGAUUCAAUUCACAACAGUGGGUGGCAAAAGGUGGCGGAGUUCUACAUGUUCAACCAAGAUGUGAAGCUAAAUGUCACAAGAUUUGCUCCCACACUAUUGAAGGCUCUAGAGCUUCUUCGCAAAUAGUGGGUGCAUGUGAGGAUCUUUAUUAACAUUUAAAUUUUACUAUUUAGUAUUUUAAUUUGUUUAAUUUGAACAAUUUAAUGUUUUUUUUCAUUGCAUAUUUUGGUUCUGGCGUUUGUGUAUGACACAGUGAAUUACUCAAAUA